Molecule: messenger RNA, 708 nt
Organism: Oncorhynchus mykiss (rainbow trout)
Lineage: Eukaryota; Metazoa; Chordata; Actinopteri; Salmoniformes; Salmonidae
Source: RefSeq, a predicted model, not a curated record
UGUGGAGCGAUGGGUAACGAUGCUUCGAACGUGACUGUUGUCUGUGUGUAGAGCGUCCCUGGUUAGCGAGGGGACGGGCGUAAAGUCUAUACUGUUUGUUACAUUGGAUUUCUCGAAUUUAUGCAUCAAACUGACAAGACAUUUGGACUGAAAAACAAGAAAGGAGCCAAGCAGCAGAAGUUCAUCAAAACUGUCACUCAUCAAGUCAAACAUGAACAGCAGAACGGACGACAGGUGGGAACACCAGCCAGCUACAGGUUUGCAGCUGCUGAAGGAGAUAAGAAGAAGAAGAUUGACAAGAAGAAGAAGCUGGAAGAGAUGAAUGAGCUUUUUUUUCAAGCCUGUUACACAAAAAGUCACCAAAGACACCAUGGACAACUGGGAUGAGAAGAAGCUUGAGGAAGUCGUCCACAAGAAACUCGGAGAGGCAGAGCUGAAGAAAGCCAAAACUCAACAAACUCCGAUUGUACGCAUCAACAAACAAAUUACUGGAAGGCUAAAUAUUGUAACAAUGUUUGUUCGUCCAUAGAAUGACCUAUAGGAUCUCUGUUACCCUACAUAUUGUAACAAUGUUUGUUCGUCCAUAGAAUGACCUAUAGGAUCUCUGUUACCCUACAUAUUGUAACAAUGUUUGUUCGUCCAUAGAAUGACCUACAGAAUCUCUGUUACCCUACAUAUUGUAACAAUGUUUGUUCGUCCAUAGAAUGA